AUGGCCAGUUCAGGCGGUCGUACACGUCCUCUUAGUGCUGCCCGACCUCUCAGCGGCAGCAAGGAGCGGCCCACAGAUAUACGCAACAGGAGAGAGAAGGUCCUGCUCAAGUAUCAGGAGUUUUCCGAGGCGGUCUCCUCCCGCCGUCUCAAACUAGAGCAGGCCAAACAGUUGCACCAGUUCUACAGCGACGCUGACAAUCUAGAGUCCUGGAUCAAUGAUAAGAUACGCAUAGCCUCUGACGAAUCUUACAAGGACAGAAGAAACCUACAGGUGAAGAUACAAAAGCACCAGUCCUUUGAAGCUGAGAUUGCUGCACACACCAACUCAAUGAUGGAAGUAAAGAAUAAGGGAAGGAAAAUGGCACAGGAUCACUUUGCAGCAGAAGCCAUUAAGAAGAGGCUAGAACAGAUAGAGUCAGCUUGGGACAAGCUCCACACUGCUUCAGUUGACAAGAGACAGAAGCUCCAGUAUGCUCAAAAAGGAGAGCAAUUCAUCAGAGAAGCUGAUGAAGUAUUAACCUGGAUGAACGACAGAAUGGCUAUUGCAAGCUCCAGUGAGCCAGGAAAAGACUUAGAGCACGUGGAGCUCCUACAAACAAAAUUUGAUGAGUUUUCUAAGGAUGUUCAAGCAAAUGAGCCUCGUAUUACAUCAGUGAACCAGUUUGCUCAAAAACUGAUUCAUGAGUAUCAUCCUGAAUCAGAACUAAUAACAUCUAAAAGAAAGUUAGUUAAUGAGACAUGGGGGAUGCUAAAGCAGCUCUCACAGCAAAGGAGACAAGUCUUGGAAGGAGCUCACGAGAUACAGAAAUUCAACAGAGCCGUUGAAGAAACAGCAACGUGGAUGAACGAGAAAUCAAACGCUGUUUUAUCAGACGAUUAUGGACGGGAUCUUGCUA
This is a messenger RNA of Amphimedon queenslandica, 898 nucleotides long. Its product is annotated as spectrin alpha chain-like. Gene Ontology annotation, molecular function: protein binding. NCBI's taxonomy places the organism in Eukaryota, Metazoa, Porifera, Demospongiae, Haplosclerida, Niphatidae. The transcript has 5 exons. The annotation marks the transcript as partial. The record is from RefSeq and is a predicted model, not a curated record.